UGCAUGUAUAAACAAAUAAUGGAAGUAAAUUUUAAAACGAAAUGGUAUUUGUCAACAAUAAUAUUGAUCCAAACCGCUGGAGUGCUGAAUACUCUGGACUUCAAAAGGGGCAGUUCUACAUGUAAAUAUAACUUCUAUUUCGACAACCAAUCAAUGGACUGUAUGGAGUGUCCAUGGGGAAGUUUUGGGUUGAAUUGUUCACAAGAAUGCAUUUUGGGUUUCUAUGGCCGUCUUUGUCAGGUUGCUUGCGAAUGCAAAUCACAACAUUGUAAUCCUGUAAAUGGAUGCCAGAUAAAUGUUACUCAAAAAGUGUCCACAGAAGUUAUAAAGUCGAGACAACACACUGAACUAAUGUCAAGACGGUUAGAGACCUCCAUGGAUAUUUCAACACUGAACACGGCAACACAAUCAGAGACAUAUCUGGAUAAGUCAACGCUAGAAAUGGAGACUACAACAUCCAAACUUUCAUCAUCAUCAUCAUUUAUGAGUAAUAUUACUACAGUUCGGGAUCACGGACGUUUACCUCAAUCAAAAGCAUCAACCAGUAUAUUCGAAUUUUCUUCAUCGGAGAAGCCUAAGGAAAUAACAGAAUUUCCUACAUCUGUAAAACCCUCAACAUCAUCAUCAACAUCAUCAUCAACAGAUAAAACAAAACAGAACAAUCAUUGGAUGUUGGUUGCCUUAAUUCUGAUUGCUUUGAUAGCAGCAGCAUUUGUUGGUGGAGUUUUUAAUGCACUCAAACCUAAAUGUAGAAUGCCUGUUGUUUGUAAUGCAAGAAGUUCUAGUCAAGAUCACGCAAAUGUCAACGCUCAAAAGAUGAACAAAAAUAUUCAACAAAGAGAUACCCCAAGGACUUAUGAUGAAGAGACCCAAGACUAUGAUGAAAUUCAGAAAUCCCAACUAAAUGAACAAUUAAAUCCCGCUCAGUGUACCUCUAUCGAGUUCAGAAGCGAGAAUGCUGAAUCCGAACUUAGAUCUAGUAACUCACAAAAACAAAGCAUGUAUAAAAGGAUCUCGUUCAACUGUGAUUACAACAUCUUAUUGUUAAAACAAAGACAGAGUUGUGCUAUCUAUGAUCAUGACUGGCGUAGCACUGGGGCUAUUCUUGGUACUGAUGAAGAGUUUGUUACACUUACAGGAGGCGAAAGUUUGAAUCUACCCGGUACAGCUGAAGAUAAUAUUUUCCAAACUUUGACUCGUAACUUUGAUUUUAGCCGAAUCAAAGGAGAAGAAAGGCUUGAUUGUUCACUUGGAUUGAUCCGAUCUACUUCUGAAUCUCAACUCUCUGAAUUUAAAUUUGCUCCCAAUUUAAGAGAAAAUGGCUUUGACAAUUUAUCGAAUGAAGUAGGGCUUUAUUGUGAAAAAGAAUCUAUCGAAGUAGCAGAGAGACCAUAUAGCAUCUCACAAGAAAAUAUUCAGAGAGAAGUUCAAAUGAAUGAAGUAGAAGAAUUUAAACCAGAGAUGGAGAUAACACGAUUUUAGUUGUGUAGGAUGAUUUUCAAUAAUGUGUGUCUCAAUACUUUCAAAGUCAUCUGGGAAAUGUUUUAGAAUAAAAUUUGUUAAUCGCUGGAAUCGAAUCCUUGAAUUUGUUUCCCUUAACAGAAAGUAAACUAAAAAAAAAAAAAGAAAACAAUUUUAAUACACACUGUACAAUCACAUAAAUUAUUGAAAAUUUAUUUCAUUACAAAUAAAUUUUAUGGAGAGUAUACUUUUGUGCAUCGAUUCAAAUGGAAGUCAUACUCCGGAAAAUGAUUUAAACAUUACUCAAAAUAGUACAAGGAACACUCGAUAUUUGUUGUAUUUGAACUUUGUUCUA
This is a messenger RNA of Saccostrea cuccullata (small rock oyster), 1816 nucleotides long. RefSeq lists its product as uncharacterized. The record is from RefSeq and is a predicted model, not a curated record. The coding region runs from base 4 to 1482 and encodes 492 amino acids. The transcript has 7 exons. Lineage: Eukaryota; Metazoa; Mollusca; Bivalvia; Ostreida; Ostreidae.